UUGUAAUCCAAUAUUUUCUAUGGAUUUGAUGUGGUUUCGUGCUGGAGUUUGGUUACACUUGUUUUGUAUGGAGAACUUAGUAUUGUGGUUUGUUUGCGUCUGACUUGCUGUACUUUACAUGUGGAAAAAGGAGAGGAAUGGGAUCAUGAUGAAGGAUGCAUGGAUUUGGACUUCCUGAGUACUUUGAAAAUAUUAUGUUAGCUCCAGAAUGCUAUCCCGGUGGAUACAGGACCUUGAGGAACCCAUAUCGUAGCGUUGACUUCGACUCUACUGAACUUCAGAACACAGCGAUACAGGAUCUGGUCUGUGACCAUUCGCUGCCGCCCGGAUGGUACCGGUUUUCCAUAAACAACAAACCUGCGGAGAUGCCGACCCGCUGUGUUGAGAUGAACCGUUGUGGUACGCAGGCUCCGGUGUGGUUGUCUCUGAAGGACAGCUAUCUUCCAAGGCCCGGAGAGGUCAAGCAGCUCUCGGCCUGUGCCACGUGGCAGUUCUUUCAGGGAAGCACUAAAGACUGCUGCCUUUUCCGCAUCCCAAUCUCGGUCCGGAACUGUGGCGAGUUCCUGCUGUACUUCCUUCAGCCGACACAAGGUUGCAUGGGAUACUGUGCAGAAGUUGCUUCACAAUACACGCCUAAAUCCUGUCCACCUGGUGAAACCGUAGUUAACGGUCUAUGUAAGGCAAACGUCCCCUCACUACCUUCAAAACCCCUGGUGGCCCCAGAGCUGGUCGGCAGCAGCGUCCACCUCCGAUGCUCCUUCGCUGGGGUGACGUCCAUGUGGCCGGUGGGGUAUCAGGUGGUGUGGGCCAGAUACUCCUCCAACACCAUGAAGGUGGAGAUCAGACGAGACACAACGACUCGACUCUACUCGCUGGUUGAGAUGGACGGAGUUCACUUUAGGCUGGGAGAAACGUUCUCCUGCAGUGUGUCCACCUUCCUGUUAAACUCCUCCAUCUCGCAGUCGGCGUCUAAAGAAAGCGCUGGGUUUUUCGCGGGAAUUAAGUUUGUUCCAGAUGUCCUCCACAUCCGUGAGGAUGCUACAAAGCACGUUUUGACCGUACACAGCACAGUCCCUAUUCCCUGCCAUGGUUUCCAGCACAACCACCCUUGCAAAGUGUCUCUUGCUCUCAGUGUACAUGAAUCAGACAAUGUAGUCGUGGAGGUUUCAAACGUGGCCUUAUCAUCCUGCUCGGUCGAGCUGAUGUCUCAGCCCUGUCGAAACAACGUCUGUGCUCAGGGUACCGUGACUCUCACCGCUGUUACUGAUUUCACCCGGGACGGGAACCGGGCCAGCUUCCUUUCCACUCAGCCUGCCGAAGGCAGCCCUCGCCUCUGGAGAGGUUACAACCCUCCUGCACUGAAGAUCACAGUUCAAGAUGUUCCAACAGCGACCUGUUACUCCCUUACUGACCCACAUAUCAUUACUUUUGAUGGCAGGCGCUAUGAGAACCAGCAAACGGGCACGUUUUUGCUUUAUAAAAGCACCAAACGUGUGUUCGAAGUCCACACGAGGCAGUGGGAUUGUGGGAGUCGGCAUUACGCUGUGGCGUGUACCUGUGGCAUAGCUGCUCGAGAGGGCAACGAGGUCGUGACCUUUGACAUGUGCGACGGGCAUCUGCAGGAAACACGCCCGCACUUGUCCGUCAAGUCCAUGGGACCAUCCGUGACCAAUCAGAUUAAGAUCCACGAGACACAUCAAGGGAAGAAAGUCACGAUCGUCUUUGCCUCAGGGGCGUUUGUGCGAGCAGACGUCAGUGAUUGGGGAAUGAGUCUGUCCGUCAGAGCUCCAAGUCAGGACUUUAACGCCACCAGAGGCCUGUGUGGGUUAUUUGACCGGAACAGCCACAACGACCUCCAUCAUCCUGCAGGCACAAGCCACCGUCACAUAGACCUAGAGGAAUUCAUUCAAGGCUGGAGGAUCGCGCCUGGAGAGAGCCUGUUUGACAGCACGCCACCUGCCGUGAAUGAGGAGAUAAAGUGGAAUUUCUGUGCUUGUCAAAAGGGAUACAGCCUUUCCAUCCAUUCAAUGCACACCUCCGAAGGCCUAUUAAACCAACCUCCCGUCUCUCGGUGCCUAUCUCACGACGACACAGAUUAUACGUCCUUGUUCCCCUUCAAAGAUGCCACUGCCGAGUACACCAUUAAACCUAUCUCUGCCCGUAACGUCCGGAAGCGGGAGACGUUGGCUGAGGUGUUAGAGUUAGCCAAGAUGAAAGGUGUUAAACUGGAGUCUCAGGUGCCCCAAGGUCAGGCAGACAACUCUCCUUCUUUAGAGGAGUUAGAAUUGGAGUCAUUAUUUAAAGUUGACGGCCCCAACUUGAAUGAAUUUAAGGUGCCCUUACUAAGUUCAGGUGGAAGGCCUAAGAGAGAAACCCUUGACUUUCUGCCCAUUUACACCGCCCAGGCCCUAAGCCAGACCGACCUCGAAAGUUUAGCCUACUUCUUUCCAGAUGACCACCGCUCCUCCAGCCGUCCAGCUGCCUACCCUUCCUGGCCGACACCUAGUGGCCUCACUUCUGCCAAGGCUUUGGAGGUCUGCCAAUUGGCCUUGGUUAACUCAACUGUGGGCACAGCAUGCAAGAGUCUGCUGGGUCGACGCCUGGAAGAAGCUGUGGAUCUCUGCAUCCUGGAUCUUCAGUUGAAAGAUGAUUUGGCCUGGGAGGACGCACUCGUGCCCUUCCUAGAGAACGAAUGUGAGAAAAAGUGGCUGGAGAACCGGACCCAUCGUACCCAAGACGCUUCCAGAUCGUUGGCGGAUAUUGCAAUGGCCCUACGUUGUCCGAACUUCUGUAAUGGGAACGGGCAAUGUGAAGAGUGGGGAUGUCAGUGUUAUCCAGGCUACAGCUUUUACGACUGCAGUCUCACCAUCAGUCAGCCAAUAGAAGUCACCGAUCUUGAGAACGGCGGUUUGUGUGAUGUACGUGAGUUCGACUGUGACAGCGUGAGGGUUUUCGGGCUGGGUUUCAUCGACUCCCCUGGCCUUGCGUGUCUCGUGAUCAGAUUAAAGCACACAAAUGGCGUUUGGAUCCCUAAAGAGGAAGGGACUACCAAAGCGUCCUUCCUGAGCUCCAAAGCGGUGGACUGCUCCGUCCCUCGACUCGGCAACAUGGCCGUCGACACGGUGGACUUCAUGGCCAGCGAGCAGCCCUAUGCCAGAUGGGAGAUUAAGGUGACUAAUGAUGGUCGUCAGUACAGCAAGGGGAAAUUUUUAACCCUUUACGACGGUAUUUGCCAGUUGUGUGUGAAUCCCUCUGGACGUUGCAAGCUGAAGGAGAGGACGUGUAAUAUAGAUGGGAUGUGUUUUGCCAAGGGAGACUCCAGCCCUUCUGUUCCGUGUCUCUUGUGUAACUCCACGGCCUCCAAAUACACCUGGUCCAUUAAUCAAGCUAAUCGUCCACCGACCUUCCACAAGCCACGGGACGGCCUGCAGACCUUUGUAGGGGAGAAUUUUGUGUACCAAUUCACAGCCACGGACCCCGAGGGCUCGGCCCUACUCUUCCAGCUGGAGACGGGGCCCCCUGGGGCCUCAAUUUCCCCGGCCGGGCUCCUCAUCUGGAAAGUGCACGAGUCAGAAGCACACGGUUUUCAUUUUACUGUGUCUGAUGAGUGUGAUGCCCGGAGCAGAUUUAAAGUGGAGGUGAUAGUACGGCCAUGUGGCUGCAUGAAUGGAGGGACGUGUGUGACUAACAUCAAGUAUCCAGCGGGCAGCGGCGAGUACCUGUGCGUAUGCCCGGCGGGUUUCCAUGGCGACCUGUGCCAGGAUGAGCAGAACGAAUGCGGCUCCAGUCCGUGUGGAGUCGGAACCUGUGUAGAUCUGGUCGACGGGUUCGAAUGCCAGUGUCCUACUGGACUCUCAGGUGUCGCAUGUCAGGAUGAUGUGAAUGAGUGUGUGAGAAGGCCAUGUUUUCCUGGAGUCAGAUGCAUGAACGGAUUCGGCUCUUUCAGGUGUGGCCCCUGCCCUCGGGGCCUGGAGGGAGAUGGGAUCUCCUGCAAAGCACCAGCAAGAUUGGUCACAUCUCGUCCCAUCACCUCUCAGGCUGUAUCUUCAUCCGCGGCUCCCACAGUGAGGCCCAUCAGCAAAAUGGACGCCCCCCUUCCUAAAACGACCUCCACUCACCUCUCGACAGAGUCAAACGAAGCUCCAAGCAAGACCUCGGUCACCAAAGCUGCCACCAGUACGAGUCAGAGAACUGGUUUUCCCAACGGACUAAAUAUGACAUUCAAGUGUGCAAGUAGGCCGUGUUUUCCUGGAGUUCAGUGCAUUGACCUCCGGCCACCCUACACUGGCUAUGUCUGCGGACGAUGUCCACCAGGUUAUCACGGCAAUGGACGUACAUGCACGAAACAAUCAAAGCAUAGCCCACCCCGCUACUCACCGCAACUGACCCAAGCCAAGAACAACCUACCCCAUGUCUCCCACAGUGUUCCCCAUCUGCACCUCCCCGUCCUUCCAUUCAGGCAACCUCAGAGACGCCUAGGGGGGACCCCACACCGUCAGGCCACCUCUCACAUCCACUACCCGCCAACCUUCCCACCUGUUACAGGGAAAGGGGCGCUGAUGGCGGGACACACACCUACCUCAACCAACAGCAGGGAUCGACUCCUUUCUCGCUCCCACAAUCAACUGAAAGUUCUUCCAAGUCCAGAGGAGCGAGAUGCUUCAUUUAAAGUCUCGGCACAUGGAUUUGCAGGCGUCAUGCCUGGAAAAGACUCUUUACCUCACACUUCGAGGCAUGUCGAGGCACUGAGGCAGCAAUCCAGUCUGGCCACAAUUACCCGAUCCCAACCUUUGACACCUCCCGACAACCAGCAACCAUUAACAGCAGCCCUAACCUCCCUCUCCUUCUCCUUCUCGGAGACCGAGUUCUCUGCAGAUGGAGGCCUUGGGACUGGAAUACAAGACCCAUACGAGACUCAACCACUGCCCAAGGAGAGCUUCUCCUACCUUGGUGAACAAAGCAACACCCAAUCUCUGGAUAACCAACCAACUCUUCAGAACCGUAAACACCAAAGCAAGAGUGGAAAUGUGGUUCUGUUAGAGGAGAGAAGCUUCACCUGUGCAGAUGUCCCUUGCUUCCCAGGUGUCCACUGUGAGCUUGCAGGUGACGGGCAACCUAGGUGCGGUCGGUGUCCUUUGGGAUACACUGGAGAUGGCCGAAUGUGCAGAGCCGUGUGCAGACAUGCCUGCGGUAGAAACAUGGAGUGUGCGGCCCCCAAUACGUGUCGCUGCAAGAAUGGAUACAGUGGCCCCAACUGCGAAACAGCUAUCUGCAGUCCAGCCUGUCUGAACGGAGGAAAAUGUGUCGCGCCUGAUAUAUGCGAUUGCAUGUCAGGCUACCACGGAGAGACCUGUGAGAGCGCUCUCUGCAGUUCGCCCUGCCUGUACGGAGGCACCUGUGUGGGUCGAGACACCUGCUCAUGUCCCUAUGGUUUCGUGGGGCCCAGAUGUGAAACCAUGGUGUGCAACCGUCACUGUCAAAACGGAGGGAAAUGUGCAUCACCGGAUGAGUGCGAAUGUCUGGCGGGGUGGACGGGACCAUCGUGCGAGACAGCUCUGUGUGAGCCCAUUUGUCUCAACGGUGGAACCUGUGUACGGCCGAACUCCUGCACCUGUCAACCUGGUUUCUACGGGGCUCGUUGUCAAAACGCCGUGUGCAGUCCACCUUGCAAGAACGGCGGUCACUGUGUACGAAACAACGUCUGCUCGUGUGUGGAGGGAUAUUCAGGGAUCCACUGCGAGAAAAGUGUGUGUGAGCCAGUGUGUAUGAACGGAGGGCGAUGCGUCGGACCAGAUGUGUGCGACUGCGCAUCAGGCUGGAGGGGAAAGAGAUGUGAUAAACCUGUUUGUCUGCAGAAGUGUUUAAACGGAGGUGAAUGUGUGGGGCCGAACACCUGUCACUGUGGUCCCGGCUGGAGGGGGAGUCUCUGCCAAAUCCCAAUCUGUGAACAGAGGUGUUUGUAUGGAAGCCGAUGUGUCCGACCAAAUGUGUGCGCUUGUAGAAGUGGCUUCAUGGGAACUCUUUGCUCUAGAAAGCUUCCUGUCCAGAGAGGAUGAGGAAAUGACACGAGGUGUUAUUGCUGCACUGAAGACACUGGGCCCAUAUUUCACUACUUAUUAACCUGACAGGGUUACAAUAUCAUUUUCAAUUUGUAAAUAUCAUAUCUGAAAAUAUUAAUUUAUGUAUAAGGUAUAAUAUAAUGUUUUUUCACGCUUUUCAAACGUUACUAUAUUUGUGGAAAUGAUUCCUGAAAUAAAUGCGUGUAUUUCACUACA
Molecule: messenger RNA, 6275 nt
Organism: Pimephales promelas (fathead minnow)
Lineage: Eukaryota; Metazoa; Chordata; Actinopteri; Cypriniformes; Leuciscidae
Product: von Willebrand factor D and EGF domain-containing protein
Biological process (GO): anatomical structure development
Cellular component (GO): cell surface; extracellular region
Molecular function (GO): calcium ion binding; signaling receptor binding
Source: RefSeq, a predicted model, not a curated record